CCCUUCCUGUCCGCUCCUAUCUGUUUCCCCCAGGACCCACGUGUGUUUGGAAGAGUGAACUUGGGAGCGUCUGCGGCUGCCCGCUUUGAAGUUGUCGCAUCUGGACAUCGCGGGGCCUCGGUGGCCAAGACAUCGCCAUGCCUAAAGGACUGAAAGGAAAAAUGGUAGGACGAGAAAAAAAAGUCAUCCAUCCAUACAGUAGAAAAGCAGCUCAGAUUACAAGAGAGUCUCACAAACAGGACAAGAAGGAAAGAUUGAAGACUGAGAGGGCCUUGCGUCUCAACCUUAUUGGUGACAAACUUCAGUGGUUUCACAAUCAUCUGGAAACAAAAAAAACGAGAUAUUCAAAGAAAGAUGCCUGUGAAUUAAUUGAAAGGUACUUGGAUCGGUUUAGCAGUGAGCUGGAGCAGAUUGAGUUACAGAACAGCAUCAAGGACAGGCAGGGAAGGCGGCACCAUUCCCGGGAGGCCGUCAUCAAGCAGACCAUGGAGCGGGAACGGCAGCAGUAUGAAGGCUAUGGCUUUGAGAUCCCAGACAUUUUAGACUCUAAUACUCUGCAGACUUUCCGGGAGUGGGAUUUUGAUCUGAAGAAAUUGCCAAACAUCAAAAUGAGGAAACUUUGUGCUAACGAUGCAGUUCCUAAGAAGCGCAAACAGAAAAAUAUUUUAAAUAUAGAAAAGGAUUUAGGAGAAUUAGAACUAUCGGGGGAAAGUGGAGACACUACAGAUGGGAAACUGGAACCAGCAAGUGAAUCAAGUGACACGGAUGAAGAAAUGACUCCAGUGCCUGUCAGCCCUCAUUGAAAUACCUGAGACUCUCCUGUCCUACUCACUGACUAUGGUGCAUAGUCAUUUAUGUGUGAGCUGUUGAGAUGGCUCAGGACGAGGGGGCUUGCAGCCAAGCCUGACUGCCGAAGCUUGAUUCCAAGAAUCCAUGGGUUAAAGAGAACAGAUACUACAAGUUUUCUUCUAAUGUUCACACCUACACUAUAGGAAGUGUGCAUAUGCACGCACACAAAUCAAAUUUAUUUUAGUAAUUAUUUGUAUGUAAGAACUCACUCUCAAGUAUUUGCAGUUUUAAAAUAGGUUUAUGGUUUUUAUUAAAGAAUUCUCUUUAAAUUGCUUUUAAAAUACGGA
This is a messenger RNA of Mastomys coucha (southern multimammate mouse), 1136 nucleotides long. RefSeq names its product translation machinery associated 16 homolog (gene Tma16). The transcript has 7 exons. Bases 138 to 803 code for a protein of 221 amino acids. Gene Ontology annotation, cellular component: nucleus. The record is from RefSeq and is a predicted model, not a curated record. Lineage: Eukaryota; Metazoa; Chordata; Mammalia; Rodentia; Muridae.